AUGGUAGGAGUAGGAACGCUGACGUUUAAAAUUAAUGGGAUUGCACACGUAAAUAUCAAGAAAUAUCAAGAAAUAUCCAAAAAUAUCCAGAAAUGUCCAGAAAUGUUUCAACAACGUCGAAUUUGUCUAGCAAAACCGUGCCCAGUAAAUCUCGCAUUACUGUUCAAAUGGAAUCAGUUGCUUAAUUACAUUACAAUCUCUCUUGUGAAAUACAAUCACCUAAAAGUGAAUGAACAAAAAAACAUCAAUGAUCACAUAAACAACAACAUCAACAUUAACAUCAACAACAUCAACAACAACAUCAGCAACAACAUCAACAACAACAUCAGCAACAACAUCAACAACAACAACAUCAACAACAACAGCAAUAACAUCAACAACAACGUGAAUAGCAACUUUAAAAUUAAUCACGUGGUACUCACCAACCCUUCACCUCUGACGUUCAUCUACAUCUAA
Messenger RNA from Helobdella robusta, 456 nucleotides. RefSeq lists its product as hypothetical. The record is from RefSeq and is a predicted model, not a curated record. Bases 1 to 456 code for a protein of 151 amino acids. Lineage: Eukaryota; Metazoa; Annelida; Clitellata; Rhynchobdellida; Glossiphoniidae. The transcript is spliced from 4 exons.